AUGCAAUGGCUGAUAAGGUUCCAGGUCCUCAGGACCAUCUACAAAUCCUCCUAUGGCUUCCACUCUGCCCCUUGGCAGCUGCGCUACCAGUCUUCAUCAAAAACAGGAGCUGCAAGAUGGAAUGACCAUGAUGUGCCUGAGGAAUUUAACUUUGCAAGCUGUGUGCUGGACUAUUGGGCUCAGAUGGAGAAGGAGGGCAAGAUAGGUCCAAACCCAGCCUUUUGGUGGGUGAAUAGGCAAGGAGAAGAAUUGAAAUGGACCUUCAGAGAGAUAACAGACCUAACGUGUCGUGUAGCCAACAUCUUCAAGCAGACCUGUGGCCUUCAGCAAGGAGACCGUCUAGCCUUGAUUCUACCUCAAGUGCCUGAGUGGUGGCUUGCGACGGUGGGCUGCAUCCGGACAGGGAUCAUUUUCAUCCCAGGGACCAUCCAAUUGAAAGCAAAGGACAUUCUCUACCGACUUCAAGUAUCUAAAGCCAAGGGCAUCAUGACUACAGAGACCCUUGCCCCAGAUGUGGAUUCUGUGGCUUCAGAGUGCCCUGCUCUGAAAACCAAGAUCCUGGUGUCUGAUCACAGGCAAAAUGGGUGGCUGGACUUCCGAUCGCUGAUGAGAUCAGCAUCCCCAGAUCACACUUGUUUUAAGUCAAAGACAAUGGACCCAAUGGUCAUCUUCUUCACCAGCGGGACCACAGGACUCCCCAGGAUGGCAACACAUUGCCAUGGAUUUGCCUUACGAUCUUCAUUCCCUUCAUGCAGGAAAUUACUGAACCUAAAGACGUCUGAUGUCAUCUGGUGCCUGUCGGAUCCAGGUUGGAUUCUGUCUUUCUUCGGGUCCCUGAUUGAACCAUGGACAGCAGGGUCUACAGUCUUCAUCCAUUAUCUUCCCCAUUUUGACCCCAAGGUCACUGUACAGGCAUUGUUCAAAUACCCCAUCACCCAUUUCCUUGGGGUACCAUCCAUAUUUCGAAUGAUUCUGAAGCAGAAUUUCACCAGUCUCAGGUUUCCCACCCUGGAGCACUGUCUUACAUCCGGGGAGUCCCAGCUGCCUGAGGAGCACAAGGAGUGGAAAAGACAGACAGGCCUUCUGCUCUAUGAUGUCUAUGGACAGAAAGAAACGGGACCAAUUUGUGGUGUCUCCCGGGGAAUGAAGAUCAAACCAGGAUCUGCAGGGAAGGCCAUGCCACCUUAUGACGUCCAGAUCAUCGAUGACAAGGGCAACAUCCUGCCACCCAACACCGAGGGGAGCGUUGGCAUCAGGAUUAAGCCCACCAGGCCCACUGGCAUCUUCAAGUGCUAUGAGGGUGACCCAGAGAAGACAGCAGAAGUGGAAUGUGGGGACUUUUACAACACUGGGGACAAAGCAACUAUUGAUACAGAUGGCUACAUCUGGAUCAAGGGCAGGAAUGACGACAUCAUUAAUGCUUCUGGGUACCUGUGGAUCUCCCCAAACCUCUGUAUCCAGAAGAAUGAAAUCCAAGAGGUGGUGAAGGCAUUUAUCGUCCUGAGCCCUCAGUUCCUGUCUCAUGAUCGGGACCAGCUCACCAAAGAGCUGCAGGAGCACGUGAAGAUGGCUACAGCCCCAUACAAGUACCCGAGGAAGGUGGAGUUUGUCCUAGAGCUGCCUAAAACCAUCACUGGCAAGAUUAAACGGAGUGAACUGCGAAGAAAGGAGUUUGGUUUGAUGUAAUCACAAAAACCCA
Messenger RNA from Otolemur garnettii (small-eared galago), 1699 nucleotides. RefSeq names its product acyl-CoA synthetase medium chain family member 1. The record is from RefSeq and is a predicted model, not a curated record. NCBI's taxonomy places the organism in Eukaryota, Metazoa, Chordata, Mammalia, Primates, Galagidae. Gene Ontology annotation, biological process: acyl-CoA metabolic process; fatty acid biosynthetic process. The transcript has 13 exons. Bases 1 to 1686 code for a protein of 561 amino acids. Gene Ontology annotation, cellular component: mitochondrial matrix. Gene Ontology annotation, molecular function: fatty acid ligase activity; fatty-acyl-CoA synthase activity.